AUGUCGCCGGGACGCCUUGAUGGUGUAGAGCGGGCCAUACGCGCGGUGGCGCCUCCAUGCCUCGGUCUCGACCUGGUGGCGGCGGGGCAGCUUGCGGCGGCGGCACUGGCUGUCGUCACACAGGCCCUGCCACCUGGCCAGCAGCUGGCGGCAGUGCUGCGCCUGGCUCCGGAGCACAGCGCUGGCCAGAUGCUCGAUGCAGAGGCGGCGCAACUGCUGUGGCCGCUCGCGGCGGCGGCAGUGGUUCUGUUGCGGCAGGCGGCAACCCAGCAGGCUGCCAAUGGCUUGCAAUGCGGCUUGGAAAGAGACAGCGCCUGCACCCAUGCUGCGGCAGCCAUCACGCAGUUGCUGCUGCCUAUGAUGGCCAGCGAUCUGCAUGCCGCUUCAGGCACACCAGCAUCAGCCGAGGUGUUGCCACCAGCAUCUGCAGCGGCGUCAGUCAGGCAACAGGAGCUGUUGCGGGCAGUGGCGGAGCUGGUAGCAGCAUGUGGCGGCUGGGACCUAGGGAUGGCCUUGGUUCAGGCAGCAAUUGCAGGCGAGCAGCAGCAGCCAGAUCCGGGGAUACAGCAGGCGGACCGCGUCUUGGCAUCAGGAGCAGCGGCCGCGCGUGUGCUGCCCCCAGGACUGCGCAUGCAGCUGGCGGCAGCAGUCGUGCAGCAGGCGCUGCGAGCGGCCGAAGGCCAGCAGCAGACGCAGUCUGAGCAGCCGACAGCGGUGGAUGAGCAGAUGCAGCAGGGGCCAUGCGCCAUCUUGCGACAUGCUGCCCGGCACACCCUGCCAGAGGUGCUAGCCCAUCUGCUGGCUAAGCCUCAUAGGCAGCUGCAUGCACAGACCAGGCAGCGGCGGCAGGAGCAGCAGGCAGCCGAGGGACGCUUAACAAGGGCAGCAGCGCAGCACCUACUGCCAGCUACGCUCGCGGCAGCGGCGCAGCAGGGCGAGGAGGCGGCGGCUGUGCAGCUGCUGCAAGAUGCCUGCCUGUGCGACGGCGAGGCCGCCAACCGCAAGCGGGCAGCCCAUGUGCUGGCUUUCGCGGUGCAGCAGCAGGAGGCCCACGGCCAGCUGGCGCCGGCCUGGCAGUCUUUCUUCAAGCUUCUGGACUGCCUGGAUGAACGGGCGCCGCACCUGGAUGGUUGGGCCGAAAUCGACAGGCUGAGUCCCGCGGCGGCAUCGCCAGAUGCAGCUGGCACCACACCUGGCAGUGGGCUGGCCUGGCCGUGGAUGGCGGUGCAGCGCCUCGUGCUGGAAAGCUUCUUGGGCUGGCGCUGGCAUGUGGAGGGACAGGGUGCGGAGGCAGCGGCAGGGCAGCCGUCGCUGCUUGCUGAUGUGCCGACACCGUUCGUAUUGGAGGUGUUGCUGCCAGCGGCCGGCCAGGCGCACAUGUGGCGUGGGGAGGGGGCAGCCGCCCUCCAGCAGCAGGUGUCCGCUUGGGUUGGGCGCUACUCCGCCGCUGCCCUGGGGCAGGAGCAGCAGCGGCAGCUGUUGAUCGCCCUUCUCGACCAGCUGGGUGGCGCUGCUGGCGGCAGCCAGCAGAAGCAGCAGCAGGUGCUGCGGCCGCUGGCCCAGACCGUGGCCGCAGCGCUGGUUGCCUCAAGCCAGGCCGUGGCCGCAGCCACAGCAGCAGCCAGGCCGACAGACGGCAGUAGCUCAGAGGAGCGGCAAGCGCACGAGUGGCGGCUGCUGUUCUUGCAGCGCCUGCAGCGGGCCACUGCCAGCCUGAGCAGCAGCUGGGGUAGCGAAGGCGCCAGCAGCGCGUACGCUGCUGACAUGUGCAGCAGUCUGGUGCAGGCGGCAGCGGCGGCCGUGCCCCUUUCCGACAUUCGUGGCGACGACGACAGCAGCGGCAGCGGCAGCAGGACACUGCUCCUCGCAAUAGGCACCUGGCUCUCGCAGCUGCCGCUGCCGCUGCUGCUGCCCGGCGGAGCCUUGCACCUGCCAGCCGCCCACUGGCUGCAGGCUGGCGGGCAGCAGCAGCGGCUGGCAACGCUUGCCAGCUGCGUACGCGACUACCUGGCAGCAGCAGCCGCUCCUGAUGCGGCGCCACGGGAUGGCUGGGAGGUCCAGGCUGGCGGCCUGGCACAGCCCUACCUCCCCCGCGGCACAGCCGAGCGCUGCCUGCUGCUGCUCAGCCAGCUGCUGGCCAUCUGCUCGCCGCUGGCAUCUGGAGCAGCAACGACGACACAGCAGCAGCAGCAGCAGCAGCUGGAAAGGAUGCCUGAGCGGCACCGCCAGCAGCUUCCUUCCCAGUAUCCGCUGGUGCAUUGCCUAGCAGCAACACUCUGCUGCAUUGCCGACGAGCUGGCCAGCUAUUCUAGCAUGUUGGCGGCAGCCUUGCUGUGGUCGCCUAUGGAGCAGCAGGAGCUGGGGGGCAGUACUGGCCAGCAGGACAGCAGGCCGGCUCUGCUGUCUCUACGCUGCAUGAGCAGCAGCCUAGGCAUGCUGCUCUCCUGGCGGCGGCAGCAGGUGACUGGCGCUGCGGACGCGGCAGUGGGCCAGCUGGCGCGGGCACUGGAGGGGCACCAGCAGCAGCAGAGCUUGGCAGGUGCUGCAGCAGAAGCGGCAUCGGCGGCCCUGGGAUCAGUUCUCUCCCUCCAAGCCGCCGCGGCAGCUGCAACAAUAGCGGCCCCAGCUGUGCCGGCACCAGGAGGCAAGCACCAAGCAGCAGCAGCAGCUACAAGCAGCAGUGAUGCUGCGGCAGCGGCAUUCUGCCACCGCCUGUGCUGGAAGGCAGCGGUGGGCUUGCUGGGUGUGUGCCAGCAGCUGGCGGCAGAGCAGCCGCAGGAUGCCUAUCAGCAGCAGCGCUGGGAGGAGCAGCAGGGAUCACUGCUAGCUGUUGCUCUGCGCUCACUCGAGGCAGAGGCUGGCAUCACUGGGCCUGCAGCCGACCCCCGCCGCCUGCUGCUGCAGCUGCGCUGCUGCCGGCUGCUGCUGCCCGCGGCUCUGGAGCAGCCGCGGGUGCUGCAUCUGGCACUAUCCUAUCGGCAGCCGCGGGACUUGACGGCGAGCGGUGGUGGCAGUAGCGAGGGGAUGGCAGCGCUGGUGGGGUGGCUAUGCUCCGCAGCCUGGCGCGCCUACGAGGGCACUGCAACGGGGUCCAGGCGGCGGCGGACGGGCCUCACCGCGGCGCUGGUGGCCACCUGCCUUCACCCGGCGCUCUUUGAUGCCUCUGCCGACCCAGCCAGGCGGGAGCUGCACGCGGCUGGCGCACCCCUGCAGCAGCUUGUGCUGCGGCUGCUUGAUGCGGGGUCCCGGAGCUGGCGAUCUAUGAGCACCGUGUCUCUGCAGCUCUGCGGGCUGCUGACCCGCCACGCUGAGCUGGCGACUCAGUACAGCGCCACCCUCCAGCAGCUGCUGCUGUGGGGCUCGGCCGAGGAUCCCGGCCAGAGCGGAGAGGGGGACGCAGUGGAUGGCGAGACAGCUGCGGAACUGGCUGCCCUGAUAGCGCCAGGCGACGCCCAUCUGGCAGAGGCUUUCGAGGCCACCAAGCUGGCGCCACGUGUGGCUGCGCUGUGCAUGCUGUGGUCUUGGGUACAGCAGGCCGAGGCUGAGGCCCGCGCCAGCACGAUAGCCAGCGCGGCGCCGGCACGAGAGGCGGGGCUGCUGCUGUGGGGCCAGCUGCUGGACCUGUCUGCCUCUGAUCCGGAGCUGAGUGCUGCGAGGUGCACCGAUCUGGGGAAAGUGCACAGGAAGAAGGUGCGGCUGUGGCAGGCGCUGUGCGUGCUGAGCCCGCUCGUGCCCGCUGAGCAAGCCGACCAAGAUUUUGAGGCUGUGCUGGGGGCACUGAGCCGAGCCGACAUGGCCAACGUGAAGCAGUACCAGGACGCAUGUGCCAGCGUACUGCUGCAUCGACGCCCCGCCCUGCUGCGCUCCCACGUACUGCCCGCGCUGCGCGACUGCUGCAGCAGCGCCAGCUUCGCCCUCUCCUCCCUUAUCCUCAUCGCCGCACGAGCGGCAGCCGCGGAGCUGCGGCCCGAAGGCAGCGCUGCUGGGCAGGCGCAGCCGGGCGAGUCGCAGGGCGCCCUGCUGGCAGAGGUGGUCGGGAGCAUCACACCUUGGAGCCUUUCCCACGUCCAUGCCCUCAGGGAGAACGAGGACGUGAACCGCCUGCGCCGAGGACUGAGCCAGGCUUUCUACUUUGACUCGUUUGACCUGGCGCAAGCUGUCACGCCCGCUGGCAUACUCUGCAAGGCGGGUGCACCACUGCUGGAGGAGGUUCAGAGCUUCCUGUCUGUCGAACGCCAGCUGCUGAGGCAAGACCUGAGGCAGGGCAAGGUAGCGACAGCCACGGCUGAGCUGGCGGGCGCCUGGGCUGCUGCCCUGGGCACCCCUGCGCUGCUGGGCGGCAGCCUGGAUGGCGCUGAGCUGGAGCUUGCCGCAGCGGAGGAGGCGACGUCUGGCAGCCGGAGCGGACCUCGGCAGGAGCUGCUUGUUGUUGCCUCCCUGCUCACCAAGGCACCCAACCUCGCAGGGCUGGCACGCACCUGUGAGGUGUUCAGGGCCAGCGGUCUCGUGUUGCCAGGCCUGGCCGUCACUCGGCUGCCAGAGUUUAAGAGCAUAGCCGUCUCCGCCCACCUCUGGCUGCCGCUCAUUGAGGUCCCAGAGGCGAUGCUGGCCGCCUGGCUGCAGCGGCAGGCGGCCCAGGGGUGGACGUUGGUGGGGCUGGAGCAGAGCACAGAGUCAGUGCAGCUACAGGACUUCCGUUUCCCGCGGCGCACGGUUCUGGUGCUGGGGCGGGAGAAGGAGGGCAUCCCUUCUGCCCUGCUGGGCCUGCUGGACCACAGCGUGGAGAUACCGCAGCUGGGGGCUCGUUCCAGCCGCGCCCUUCUAGCAGAUGAGGCCGUGGAGGCGGCUCCCGCCCCCGGCCUAGCCGAAGCGCCCUUUGUCGCGCCAGCCGAGGCGCCCGGCCCAAGCGUGGCCCUCAGCGUGGGCAGUGGGGCGGCGCUUUACGAACGCCCUGAUCGCUGUGAGAAGCUGGGCACGAUGUGCCAGCUGGUGGAGACCACGUUUGAUAGGAGAAAGGGGGAGGAGUUGGAGAUCAAUGUCUUCCAGAACAAGUGCUGCGACGGGCGCCAGUGCACCUACAAAAAGGAAUACCUGCGCAAUGGUGCUAAAGUCAAGGAAUGGGAGUGCACCUAG
Chlorella variabilis is the source of this 5133-nucleotide messenger RNA. RefSeq lists its product as hypothetical. The transcript has 21 exons. NCBI's taxonomy places the organism in Eukaryota, Viridiplantae, Chlorophyta, Trebouxiophyceae, Chlorellales, Chlorellaceae. Gene Ontology annotation, molecular function: tRNA (guanine) methyltransferase activity; RNA binding. Gene Ontology annotation, biological process: tRNA methylation. Bases 1 to 5133 code for a protein of 1710 amino acids. The record is from RefSeq and is a predicted model, not a curated record.